This is a messenger RNA of Capsella rubella, 1130 nucleotides long. RefSeq names its product probable WRKY transcription factor 38. The record is from RefSeq and is a predicted model, not a curated record. The transcript is spliced from 3 exons. Lineage: Eukaryota; Viridiplantae; Streptophyta; Magnoliopsida; Brassicales; Brassicaceae. Gene Ontology annotation, molecular function: DNA-binding transcription factor activity; sequence-specific DNA binding. Gene Ontology annotation, biological process: regulation of DNA-templated transcription. The coding region runs from base 68 to 940 and encodes 290 amino acids.
GACUUGAGAAAGCAAAACAAAACUACAAAACAGGGACAAGAAGACACACACAAGAUCACUCUACUCUAUGGAAAUGAACUCUCCACACGAAAAGGCGGUGAAAGCUAUCCUUUAUGGCCAUAGCUGCGCCAUGACGUUGAAGAGGCGGCUCGACCAUUCAAAAAUGGCUGAGGCCGGACCGGUUUCAAGUUACGAACUUGCUAAAUCGAUCGUCGAUUGUUUCUCCAAUGCCAUUUCAAUCUUAUCCGAUAAACCGAAAUCCGAAGAUGAUCAGUUCUCUGUUUUAUCUUCAAGGGAUUCUUCUCCUCUUCCUCCUCCACAGGGCAGCCCAUCUAAGAAAAGAAAGAUUGAUAAUACCAAUUCAAGUGCAAACUGGAGAGACGAUUCACCGGAUCCGAUUUACUUCGACGGUUAUCUUUGGAGGAAAUAUGGCCAAAAGUGCAUUAAAAAAUCUGAGCACCAAAGGAGCUACUAUAGAUGUUCUUACAACAUAGAUCAUAACUGUGGAGCAAGAAAGCAUGAACAAAAGAUCAAAGACAACCCUCCGGUUUACCGAACCACUUACUUUGGCCACCACACUUGCAAAACCAAUCAUAAUCUUGAUGCCAUUUUUACUUCCGUUCAAGAACCCCUAGAUGAUUCGAAAAGUGCACAAAUGAUCCAUUUCGGAGUGAAAGAUCUCAAAAAGGAAAGCCCCUCAAAUGGUUUCUCCUUGUCGGUUAAGCAUGAAGAAGAUAUCAUCAUCAGCGAACAAAACAUGGAUCAGUACCGUGAGACAACCAGUACUAUUAAUGACCAAGAUUGUCAACAUGUUCUAUCGUCACCAUCAGGUUCUUACCCUCCUUCAUCGUCAUCAGGCAGUGAAAGUGCUGAGUUUGAUCCAGAUUUGUUAUUUGACAAUCUCGACUCGUGGGAUCGUUAUGAUCAGUUUUACUUUUGAGAUAUUGUGCUAAGAUUUUAUCAGCUAACUAUUUUGUAAAAUGUUUUAUUUGAGAGUUGUGGCUAUUUGUGUUGUUGAAUAGUUUUGUCGAGCAGGCGUAGAAUAUUAUGUACAAAUGAACACUGUUUUCUUUGGCUGUCCUUGCCUCGUCCAAUCAAAAGGAAACAUCAAGCAUGAAUUAAUGUUAUAA